Molecule: messenger RNA, 847 nt
Organism: Leptomonas pyrrhocoris
Lineage: Eukaryota; Euglenozoa; Kinetoplastea; Trypanosomatida; Trypanosomatidae
Product: thioredoxin-like protein
Exons: 1
Coding region: 161-847 (228 amino acids)
Source: RefSeq, a predicted model, not a curated record
AGCAUUAAUCAAGCGGAAGAUUUGCUACUUAAGCACUAUUUCUCAUAAGCAGUGAGUCGCCAAGCAGGAACAGCAUUUCGACAUCAAGAAGCGCAAGUGUUGCACAGAAAGCACUCUAUUCACUUGAAUCAUUUUCCUCGGUGGCAUCAACAACGACAAAAUGCAAAAGAUCGAGACAGCAGAACAGUACGCGGCUGCCAAAAAGGCAGCUGAGGGUGCUCGUGGCCUCGUCGUCCACUUUAGCGCCACGUGGUGUGAACCGUGCAAAGCGGUGAACGAGUUCCUGGAGAAGCAGUCGGGGAUGUAUGAAGGGCGCGUGGCCUUUGCUGAAGUGGACUGCGAGAAGCUAGGGGAUGUUUGCGAGAGCGAGGACGUCAAUUCGGUGCCUUUCAUCGCUUUUUUCCGAACACCCAUCGCAGGCGAGACUCGUCGCAUGGAGCGCGUGGCGGAUGUGGUAGGCGCCAAGCUGGACUUGAUCGACAUGAAUAUUCGCUCCCUCUUUGGCGACAACGGAGGUAAGGGUGUUCAGCGUGAGGAUUUUGCCUCCGUGGAUGACUACCUUAAGUAUUUGACCACACGCAAAGGUGUGGUGAUGUUCAUCACGGGCACCCCGUCGCGUCCUCGCUGCGGCUUCACCGGCCGCCUGUGCGAGCUGAUCCACGAGUUGGGUGUGCCGUUCACCUACUACGAUGUGAUGGCGAGCGAUGAGGUGUGUGAGCGACUCAAGACGUACGCGAAUUGGCCCACCUACCCACAGGUCUACGUCGAUGGCGAGCUGAUUGGCGGGUGGGACAUCUGCCGCGAACUCAACGAGGAAGGCGAGCUGAAGGCCACACUCAAGUACUAG